AUGCAAGAGCCUGGCACACGACCAGAUUUUUAUGAUGACCAAAAUAGGUCAUAUAGCUGUCGUACUUAUAUUGUUAUCGAAAGUUAUUUAGAAAGAAUUGUUUUAGUUUUCAGAAGUGAACGAGCAGUGGGAAUCCUGAUUUAUACAACUGAUGAGUUUAUGUAUGUCUUUAUUAAAUUGAAAAAAAUCUCUCUUCUUGAUUCACAUACAAGCAAGAAAGUUUUGCCUGUAUUUAUCAGGUAAGAUGCAAGAGACCUGGCACACGACCAGCUUUUUAAGAUGACUAAAAUAGGUCAUAUAGCUGUCGUACUUAUAUAUUGUUAUCGAAAGUUAUUUAGAAAGAAUUGUUUUAGUUUUCAGAAGUGAACGAGCAGUGAGAAUCCUGAUUUAUACAAUGAGUUUAUGUAUGUCUUUAUUAAAUCGAAAAAAAUCUCUCUUCUUGAUUUACAUACCAGGCAGCAAGAAAGUUUUGCCUGUAUUUAUCAGGUAAGAUGCAAGAGACCUGGCACACGACCAGGUUUUUAUGAUGACCAAAAUAGGUCAUAUAGCUGUCCCAGCCUAGUCUCGGUUCUGAAGCAAGCGCGAGAAAAAACGUGGAUGUAGUACGAGACUGGGACCUAGGUGUGACGUCACCGCUAAAGGUGCUUCAGAACGCCUAGCAGAUUUCAGUAUUGUUAAUAUGGCGGAAAAUUUAUAUAUACAAGUAACUUUUUAUUAUAAAUACGACAAUGUUCGUUGAUCAUAUACAUGUUCGAUGUCUACAUAACCAAAUUCAAACUGUAUUAAAAAUGUGCUCAACUAAAAAAAAUUAUAUACAAAUUUACGAUACCGAGUCUGAGCUGGCCAUCUUGAUGUUAUUUAUAUACUCGCAAGUUGUGAUCAACACUAGACCAUACUGGUAUACACAAGUACGCUUUCUACUUGACCGGUUUGAAUUGCUGAGGAGAUUGGAAAUAUUUGCCUAACAUGACUGUGUUGUCAAAACAUUUUUAGUCGGAGACUCGGCAUAAUUUUCAAGCUUCUAGAUAGCAUUUAAUAUGGCUAUAUAUUUUAGUAAACACGAGUCAUAUUUAGCCCGUUAUUCCAUUCUGACCGUAUGGCAGCGAAACGUAGCCUAUUUCAUUGUUCCGACAGCAUUAGAGCAAAACUAAUGACUUAAUUAUAAAUGCAAAGGAAAUUUCCAUAAUAUUUUCCAUUUACCAAUGAGGUAUGCUUGGUAACCAGGCCAGGUUAAGACUUAUUUAAAUACAUCAAAGCAGCGAAUAGAGACAGAGCCUGGGACUAGGCUGUAGCUGUCGUACUUAUAUUAAAUUGUUAUCGAAAGUUAUUUAGAAAGAAUUGUUUUAAUUUCCAGAAGUGAACGAGCAGUGUGAAUCCUGAUUUAUACAACUGAUGAGUUCAUGUAUGUCUUUAUUAAAUCGAAAAAAAUCUCUCUUCUUGAUUCACAUACAAGCAAGAAAGUUUUGCCCGUAUUUAUCAGGUAAGAUGCAAGAGACCUGGCACGCGACCAGCUUUUCAAGAUGACCAUGCAAAAUAGGUCAUAUAGCUGUCCUACUUAUAUUGUUAUCGAAACUAGUUAUUUAGAAAGAAUUGUUUUAGUUUUCAGAAGUGAACGAGAGGUGGGAAUCCUGAUAUAUAUAUAUAUAUAUAUAUAUAUAUAUAUAUAUAUAUAUAUAUAUAUAUAUAUAUAUAUAUAUAUAUAUAUAUAUAUAUAUAUAUAUAUAUAUAUAUAUAUAUAUAUAUAUAUAUAUAUAUAUAUAUAUAUAUAAUGAGUUUAUGUAUGAAACAAUCUCUCUUCUUGAUUUACACUCAAGUAGAUUAAUAUCUGGGUCUAGCUUAAAAUUACCAUUAAAACACUUAAAUGGCCAUCCUGAGCUUGACACUUAAACAUUCCGGGUUUGCAUGGCAACAUGUCACGUGACAUUUUUGGUGAUUUUAAAGGAAAAUAUCGGAAAAUAUUAACCGAGUCAAAAUCCUAGGCUCGAUUACUAGCCGGCAUUCGAGGAAGCUCCCCUGAAGGGCCCAACUUGAGGCAACGGCUGGUAUAUAAUCGACUGCAUUCGAGCCGAGUCAAAUCCGCGAGCCCGAGUCAAAUGUCCGAAUCACUGUUUAGCGGUCUUUGACUUUGUAGUGCAAUGACUUAGUACCCUAACCCUAUUCGAUUGUGAAUUUUAUUCAUUUUCGUCCUUUUUUACGUGACUCGGACGUUUGACUCGGAUUUGACUUCGUAAAUGAAUUUACUCCUGUGUCAGGGUUUGGCAAAGUCGCGCACAGCAAGAGCGCACACAAUGAGCAAGAAAAUCUUAAAACCUCUAAAUCUCCCAUAUGCCAUGCACGAAAGUAAAAGUGAGCCAAAAUCUGCCAGUUUAAAAACAAAGAAUGCUGGUACUAUAUCAGGUCUAUUCAUGGUAGUUUUACAGUAAAGAGUUUCGGAAAAUAGGAAGGAAACCUAUGGCAUGGAUUGGCCGGAACAUGCGGUGUGUCAUUCCAGACCUCACACUCAUAUUAUUAAACUUUCCCCUCACUAGAAGUGAGGGGGAAGUUUAAUAAUAUGAGUGUGAGAUGUCGAAUGACAUGAUAAUAUGACAAUAAUAAUAUGAGUGUGAGGUGUGGAAUGAAUGUGCAAUGAAUUUUGGAUUUAUCCUACUCUGCACUUUCUUGGAAGUUGACUUGGUUUUUUUUUCGUGCAACGUCUUUGGAAAUGCAAUAUUUGGAUCGCUGAAUUUUUCGAAUUUUAUACGUUUGUAAACAAUAUUGUCUCCGCAUGCUCAGAGACCAUGUGCAUUUAUGGAUAACGUUUGUAUUUGUGAGUAAUACUUGUGUUUCAUUAGGCAUUACGACAUCUCCUGAGGAUCACGCCACGCUUUUAGCCUUGGCACCGUUUCACGCUUUGCGUUUGCGGUUCCGCAUAUUUUGUACUCCGUAGGCGUUCUACCCAUUAGACGUUGAAAGUAUAUUUAACGCCUGGCUUGAAAGUAUAUUUAACGCAGCGAUUGCUUCCGAGCAUUCAUAUGGAACUGAACUCGUGAAGUGAUUGAAGUAAACGUGAACAAGGAACUAUACAUUGAAACUACCCGUCAUAUUUAUAGCGUGAGUAACGAAAGUAAAAAUGAAUGUUGCAAAUGCAAAGAACUAACAGAGAAGGUAGUUGCUGGUGCGAAAGAUAAUGAGAAACUGGCAAAAAUGAUAAGAAAUUUGAGGCAAGAAAAUGAGAGUACGGGUACUACCGGGGACGAUAAGGGAUAUAAGGAAAAAUUUCAAGCUCUGGUUGAAAUAAACCAUUGCUGCAAGAAAGACUACGAAGAACUUCAAAUGCGAUAUGAAAUGCUUAAAGGCGAGAAGCGACUACUUGAAGACGAGGAAAAGGAGUUAAAAUUACGUAUAUCUGAGCUGGAAAAACGACAGGGACCUUUAGAAAGCGAGCUAGCCAGACUAGUCAGCAAUAGCGGACCUUCGGAAGAGCAAUGUGAGAUCCUGAAGUCUCAGAUAAUCGUUUACAAAGAGGAUUUUGAAAGGGAGAGCAACGAUCGGGAGAAAUUACAUGAAGAGAAGGAAAAAUAUAAACAUAAACUGGAGAAUUCUGAGGAAAUUAUCAGAAAGUUAACUGCGGAACUUGAUGUUUGCAAAGCCCGGGAAGAAUCUGAGAACGGGUACCUCAGUGAGAGAGUUGCCACUCUCCCUCGGUACCAGGUGCACUAUACCCAGUACCCAUAUCAACCUGUUGAUCAGAGGUGGAGAAUGGAACAACAAAGAAGAGCAAACCUACCCCGGAAUCCCUCAACAACGUCAUUAUUUUACGGAGGAGAUGUUGAAGUUAAUGUAUUAAGUCUUAUCGUUCUCGCGGUCUAACGAGGCUUUUCAUAUUAUUUCACGCAAUCUGGCGAUUUCUCCAUCUUCCUCGUGCAACAUUUUUGACGGUUGUAUGUUAACAUUGUCCAUAUUAACUUUUGAUCUUGAUAAUAAUAUCUUUAUGAUCCUUUAUCAUAGCUGUAUAAAAAAUAGAACGGCCGUAACAUUUUUCGAGACAGUUCAAGACUCAACUAGUUCUUCUUACAUACUUAGUUAAAACUACGUAUAUCUGAGCUGGAAAAACGACAGGGACCUUUAGAAAGCGAGCUAGCCAGACUAGUCAGCAAUGGCGGACCUUCGGAAGAGCAAUGUGAGAUCCUGAAGUCUCAGAUAAUCGUUUACAAAGAGGAUUUUGAAAGGGAGAGAAACGAUCGGGAGAAAUUACAUGAAAAGAAGGAAAAAUAUAAACAUAAACUGGAGAAUUCUGAGGAAAUUAUCAGAAAGUUAACUGCAGAACUUGAUGUUUGCAAAGCCCGAGAAGAAUCUGAGAAUGGGUACCUCAGUGAGAGAGUUGCCACUCCCUCUCGGUACCAGGUGCACUAUACCCAGUACCCAUAUCAACCUGUUGAUCAGAAGUGGAGAAUGGAACAACAAAGAAGAGCAAACCUCCCCCGGAAUCCCUCAACAACGUCAUUAUUUUACGGAGGAGAUGUUGAAGUUAAUGUAUUAAGUCUUAUCGUUCUCGCGGUCUAG
Molecule: messenger RNA, 4542 nt
Organism: Paramuricea clavata
Lineage: Eukaryota; Metazoa; Cnidaria; Anthozoa; Malacalcyonacea; Plexauridae
Source: the annotation of a GenBank genome assembly